AUGUUAAACACAUUUAUGAAUCAUGAAUAUUCCAAUAAGUUUAUUGCAGGAAUUGGAACUCCAAUUGACAUAUCGCCAGAAUCGAUGACAGUUGGAUAUGUUCUUAAAGCUCAGUAUUUUCUUCCAUACAAUGAAUCACAUUUAUAUCCUACAAGAUUUGAGAAAAGAGACAUAGUUGAUGAUCAUCGUCGUUUUAUGACGUAUGAUACUACAAAAUCAGGAAUAGAUGAAUAUUCAGACGAAAAUGAAUCUCUUAAUGACAAUGCAAGGUGGUCAAUUUAUCAAAUUUUAAGUCUACAACUUCAGAAAUCUUUCAAAGUUGAUGGAAUGAAGUGUAUUCAAAAGUAUAUUUGCGAAGCUACUCAAUCUUCAUUCUCUUAUAAAAGUGGUUUAUUGGGCGAAAUUCUUCAUAUUUUGCUAGUACCAUCAACUACAACAUUGGAGAGAAAUGAUUAUACAUACGCUGAGGAUAUUGGAAGAAAAAAUAUAAAUUGUCAAAGAGCUUUUGCAACAUGCGAGUUGCCAUUACUAAAUUAUUUCUCAUCUCUUCUUUAA
Messenger RNA from Chironomus riparius, 555 nucleotides. The record is from the annotation of a GenBank genome assembly. NCBI's taxonomy places the organism in Eukaryota, Metazoa, Arthropoda, Insecta, Diptera, Chironomidae.